Molecule: messenger RNA, 4112 nt
Organism: Papaver somniferum (opium poppy)
Lineage: Eukaryota; Viridiplantae; Streptophyta; Magnoliopsida; Ranunculales; Papaveraceae
Exons: 4
Coding region: 137-3916 (1259 amino acids)
Biological process (GO): ribosome biogenesis; box H/ACA snoRNP assembly; pseudouridine synthesis
Cellular component (GO): sno(s)RNA-containing ribonucleoprotein complex
Molecular function (GO): RNA binding
Source: RefSeq, a predicted model, not a curated record
GCAGAGAGCUUCUUUUCCCAACUAAAAACCUCUCCGUUCUCCCCUAUAAUUUUUCCAUAUAAUGAACUUCUACUACUAUUGCUUGAAAAUAAACUUGCGUAGAGCUUUCUUGAAACCCUAAUUUCUUUAUCAAGAAAUGGUUGGAUUUUCUCACGUCAUUAACAACCUAAAACCUUCCAAAAACAUCAAACAAGAAGAACCUCUUCCCGACCCUGAUUUCCCUGAAUAUUCAACACCACUAGUUAAUUCUUCUAUACCUGAUUUCGAUUUCAUAGACGAGUGGCUUAAAGAAACUGAUUCCAUGGAUACCCAAGUUUCGCUUAAGAAUGACGAAGCUGCUAAUGGCGGGAAUCCCAUUGAAGUGAAAACUGAGCUGUUAUGUUCUAUGGAAAUUCCUGUAGUUCAAGAAACUUGUAAAGAAUCAAUUGGUAUUGAUUCUUCUAUUGAGAUAGCGUUGGAGAAAGUUAGUCUAGUUGGAACCUCUGAGAGUUCUGAUAUUCUUGAUAUGAACAGCGAGGCUGUCGUUACCUCUGGAAGUAGGGAUUGUUUGCUUGAAAAGAAUUUGAUGGUGAGCGAAGGAGGAGGGAAUCCCAUUGAAGAAACUGAUUCCAUGGAUACCCAAGUUUCGCUUAAGAAUGACGAAGCUGCUAAUGGUGGGAAUCCCAUUGAAGUGAAAACUGAGCUGUUAGGUUCCAUGGAAAUUCCUGUAGUUCAAGAAACUUGUAAAGAAUCAAUUGGUAUUGAUUCUUCUAUUGAGAUAGCGUUGGAGAAAGUUAGUCUAGUUGGAACCUCUGAGAGUUCCGAUAUUCUUGAUAUGAACAGCAAGGCUGUUGUUACCUCUGGAAGUAGGGAUUGUUUGCUUGAAAAGAAUUUGAUGGUGAGCGAAGGAGGAAGGAAUCCCAUUGAAGAAACUGAUUCCAUGGAUACCCAAGUUUCGCUUAAGAAUGACGAAGCUGCUAAUGGCGGGAAUCCCAUUGAAGUGAAAACUGAGCUGUUAGGUUCUAUGGAAAUUCCUGUAGUUCAAGAAACUUGUAAAGAAUCAAUUGGUAUUGAUUCUUCUAUUGAGAUAGCGUUGGAGAAAGUUAGUCUAGUUGGAACCUCUGAGAGUUCCGAUAUUCUUGAUAUGAACAGCAAGGCUGUUGUUACCUCUGGAAGUAGGGAUUGUUUGCUUGAAAAGAAUUUGAUGGUGAGCGAAGGAGGAGGGAAUCCCAUUGAAGAAACUGAUUCCAUGGAUACCCAAGUUUCGCUUAAGAAUGACGAAGCUGCUAAUGGCGGGAAUCCCAUUGAAGUGAAAACUGAGCUGUUAGGUUCUAUGGAAAUUCCUGUAGUUCAAGAAACUUGUAAAGAAUCAAUUGGUAUUGAUUCUUCUAUUGAGAUAGCGUUGGAGAAAGUUAGUCUAGUUGGAACCUCUGAGAGUUCUGAUAUUCUUGAUAUGAACAGCGAGGCUGUUGUUACCUCUGGAAGUAGGGAUUGUUUGCUUGAAAAUAAUUUGAUGGUGAGCGAAGGAGGAGGGAAUCCCAUUGAAGAAACUGAUUCCAUGGAUACCCAAGUUUCGCUUAAGAAUGACGAAGCUGCUAAUGGUGGGAAUCCCAUUGAAGUGAAAACUGAGCUGUUAGGUUCUAUGGAAAUUCCUGUAGUUCAAGAAACUUGUAAAGAAUCAAUUGGUAUUGAUUCUUCUAUUGAGAUAGCGUUGGAGAAAGUUAGUCUAGUUGGAACCUCUGAGAGUUCUGAUAUUCUUGAUAUGAACAGCGAGGCUGUUGUUACCUCUGGAAGUAGGGAUUGUUUGCUUGAAAAGAAUUUGAUGGUGAGCGAAGGAGGAGGGAAUCCCAUUGAAGAAACUGAUUCCAUGGAUACCCAAGUUUCGCUUAAGAAUGACGAAGCUGCUAAUGGCGGGAAUCCCAUUGAAGUGAAAACUGAGCUGUUAGGUUCUAUGGAAAUUCCUGUAGUUCAAGAAACUUGUAAAGAAUCAAUUGGUAUUGAUUCUUCUAUUGAGAUAGCGUUGGAGAAAGUUAGUCUAGUUGGAACCUCUGAGAGUGCUGAUAUUCUUGAUAUGAACAGCGAGGCUGUUGUUACCUCUGGAAGUAGGGAUUGUUUGCUUGAAAAGAAUUUGAUGGUGAGCGAAGGAGGUGGGAAUGACGUUUCUUUGGUUGAUGAUCCGACAAAAUCAGAUAAUAAUGUCGAUGAAGGUGAUAAAGAGAGUAGUGAGAUAGUUAAAGAUAGCAAAGAUGGUGAUGAUAGUAGUGAGUCUGAGUCUGAGUCUGAGGAUGAUGAUGAAGAGUCCGAGGAUGAGUCAUCUUCAAGUAGUGAUUCAAGUGAUGAAGAAGAGGAGGAAGAGAAGAUGGCUGAUGUUGAAGAAGGUGAAAUUAAGGAUUUAGAGGAGUUGAUUGGGGAAAGUGAUGGAGACGAGAAAGGGUUUUCAGUGAAAGGACCUAUUAAGUCCAAGAAUGAGGUUCAGGAUCUUCCUCCAGUUCCAAAAGUGGAUCUCACCUUGGAACCACAUCACCAGACAUUACCUGUGGGAGUUGUACUGACUAUGAUGGAUGCUAAAGUUAUUGUAGAAGGGGUAGAGAAGCACAAUCCUCUCAAUGAAGGCUCUAUCCUUUGGAUAACAGAAUGCAGAUCAGUGCUUGGAUUGGUGGAUGAAAUUUUUGGGCCUGUUAAGAACCCGUACUACGUUGUUAGAUACAAUUCAAAAGAGGAAGUCCCUGCUGGAAUUUCUGAAGGUACCCUAAUCUCCUUUGUUGUGGAGUUUGCGGAUCAUGUCCUCAAUGACAAAAAUAUUUACAAGAAGGGGUAUGAUGCAUCUGGUGAGAACGAUGAGGAGUUGACUGACGAGGCUGAAUUUUCGGAUGAUGAAAAGGAAGCUGAGUACAAGAGAAUGCAAAGAAUGGCAAAGAGGGGUCCUUCAGAUGAUAAGAAGCAUGGGAAGCGGGACUUCGUUGAGAAGAAGAAGUUUCAGCAGAAGCCUAGAAACGUGAACAACAAUCAAACUUCAUUCCCACCUUCAAGUGUUCCUCAUCACCAGAUCCAUGGUGGUUCCGGUAGUUCUCCAUCCCCUUUUGGAACAGGAAUGACAAAUGAUUUUAGGCCUCCCUUUGGCCCAUCUACCGCACAGGUCCCACAGGCUCACAGUGGUCCUGCUCCACAGCAGCAUUCACUGCGUCCCAACAUGGGUCCUGCAUUACAACAGCAUCCAAUGCCCUCCAACAUGGGUCCUGCAUUACAGCAGCAUCUAAUGCCCUCCAACAUGGGUGCCGCACAACAGCAGCAUCCACUGCCUUCCAACAUGGGUAUCGCACAACAGCAGCAUCUACGGCCUUCUAACAUGGGUGUCGCACAACAGCAGCAUCCACUGCCUUCCAACAUGGUCUGGCCAAAUGGGCAGCCAUAUCAGCAGAAUGUCGGUUUCGCUAAUGGAUUUCCCAUGAAUGCAAUGCCGUAUGUCUCGUAUCAACAACCUCAGCCUUUCUAUCAGCCACAAAUGUUUACAGGAUUCUCAAGUGGGCCCCCAAUGCCACAGCAUUAUAAUCCUAGCCAAAGGCCGAUAUUACAGCCAAUGCCAUAUGGGCCAUCAAAUAUCCCUCCAGGGAUGCCACCGGUUAUGCCUGUGUUCAUGGCCCAACCUGGGUUCAACCAGGGACCUAUUCGGAUGGGUUUUCAGGGUUUUCCACCACGCCCACACAUGAACCCUGGAGAACAAGGAGUUCCACCCCAGGGAUCACCCAAUGAACAUCAUAUGAAUGUGGGAGAACAAGACACUCAGUCUCAAGUACAAGGACCAUCAAAUGAUCAGAUUAACGGAGUGCAACCACCUUCAACACAAGGCAAUUUUUCAGCUCAGAAUAGGUUUAAUAAUCGGGGAGCACCACGUGGAAGAAGACCAUAUCGGCGAGGCGGUGGGAGGGGUCGACAUUAAACGAGGCUAUCAGGAGACCUAGAUAUCUUACCUGCUAGAGUUUCUCCUGGUGUGACACCUUUGUAACCCCACUUGCAAGCUAAGCUUAUGCUCUCUGCAGCAUAUCUACAUACACAAUUAUCGGCAAACAAUGAAGAUGGACAAUUUCAAUUGAGUGGUACUUGAAACAAAGUAAGAGGCUAAGGAAUUUUCAACU